AUGGCAGGGAAAGUUUCCCAUAGCUGGAGCAUAAAGAGACUUCUGAAACUUAGAUCCACUGCACUCCCCAUUCUCAAUGCAGGAACUAAAACUACUAUAGAUGUUUGGGAAGCUGUUAGAGAAAAAAGAAACAAAGUUAAUUGGCACAAAAUCAUUCUCAAUGCAGGAACUAAAACUACUAGAGAUGUUUGGGAAGCUGUUAGAGAAAAAAGAAACAAAGUUAAUUGGCACAAAAUCAUUUGGUUCCCUUCUCACAUACCAAAAUUCAGUAUGAUCGCUUGGAUGGCCAUCUUGGACAGACUUCCAACUCGGGAAAGAUUGUCUCGGAUGGGCAUUGUCAAUGAUUGUAGAUGUGUGCUAUGUAAUGAGACUAAUGAAACUAGGGACCAUUUAUUUUCUGAAUGCAGCUUUGCUAAAUCACUUUGGAGCUCCAUUCUUAAUCUUUCUCAACUGCAUGUUCCACACAUGACAUGGGAAGAAAAGAUUUGCUGGGCUAGUAAAGAAUGGAAAGGUAAAUCCCUUCUUACUACAAUCUUGAAACUAGCUUGGACUUCGUUCAUCUACUUGAUAUGGGAGGAGAGAAAUAGAAGAAUCUACCAUCGUGGCUCCAGAGAAGUCGAUCAAGUUAUGUCUUCCAUCAAAGAGCUGGUCUGA
Molecule: messenger RNA, 654 nt
Organism: Hibiscus syriacus
Lineage: Eukaryota; Viridiplantae; Streptophyta; Magnoliopsida; Malvales; Malvaceae
Exons: 1
Coding region: 1-654 (217 amino acids)
Source: RefSeq, a predicted model, not a curated record